AUGAGAUCGGCGCCAGGACCCCAGCCGUCGAGGAGCGAUCCCUGGGAUCUGGCAAGAGGCCGGCGGGGCGCGGGAGUAAGGCGUCAGGAGGAUGCCGAUGAGACGGACUCGCUGAUGUCGGCAAACAAGGCCGACGGCGAGGAUUCAGCGGAGGAUGUUCCAAAGGACGCGGGAGCAGAUCACUCGCCGGGCGGCAUGCACAAGGCAGGCAAGAGGCGUCGCGGAGAAAAACGCGAAGAGCGCGGAAAGGCGACGGGAUCAAAUUGCUCGACAGACGAGGUGCGUGGGAGUGGCGCGGGGCGCCAGGGGAGGUGCGCGGAUGCAGACGCGCGCCAGAGGAGGUGCGCGGGAGUGGCGCGGGGCGCCAGGGGAGGUGCGCGGAUGCAGAUCUCUUGUCAAGGGAGCGAGGGGAGGAGGAUAAGAGCCGUGCUGCGCCAGCUGGAGUGCAUCGUUCGCCCGAGCCAGGACAAGGCCGUGCGGGCAGGAGGCGUAUGGCGAUGGGAGGAAGGAGAUCGCCGGAAUGGUCGGAAGAGGAGGAGGACGAGGAUUACGAAGGAAAGUGCGUCCAGCACUCGCCAGCAAGGAGGCGGCGACCGGGGGGGAAGGCGCGAGGCAGGGGUAGCGAACGUUCUGGCAGAAGAGGAGGAGAAGGAUGAGAAGGUGAGGGACUGGGCCGUGGCAGAAGGGGAAGAGAAGGACGAGAAGGAGGAGGCAGGAGUGUGUGAAUUUGUAGCAGCAGACACUGAAGGGAAGAAUGAGAAGGUGAGGGAAUGGGCAGUGGCAGAAGGGGAAGAGAAGGACGAGAAGGUGAGGGCAUGGGCAGUGGCAGAAGGGGAAGAGAAGGACGAGAAGGAGGAGGCGGGAGUGUGCGAAUUAGUAGCAGCAGGCACUGAAGGGAAGGAUGAGAAGGUGAGGGAAUGGGCAGCAACAGAAGGGGAAGGGAAGAAUGAGAGAGAGGGGACCUGGGCGUGCGUACCAGCAGCCGCGGAAGCAGAGGAGAAGGACGAGCAGAUGGGGGCAGGAGUGAGCGAACUUGCAGCAGCAGAAGUAGAAGAGAGGGACGUAGAGGCGGGGGCAAGGCCAUGUGUACCAGCGGCAGCAGAAGCGGAAGGGAAGAGCGAGCAGGAGGGAGCGGUGAAGAAAGGAGGGAAGAAGGAGCUGAGCAGUACAGAUAUGGGAGGGAGUGUCUCUGCAUACUUCUUGCGCAUUCCACCUUCACAGCCCUGUCUGCAUCAUCCCUCCAUCCUUCCUCAUUCCUUCCUCUUCCUUCCUUCCUAA
Messenger RNA from Closterium sp. Naga37s-1, 1278 nucleotides. NCBI's taxonomy places the organism in Eukaryota, Viridiplantae, Streptophyta, Zygnematophyceae, Desmidiales, Closteriaceae. The record is from the annotation of a GenBank genome assembly.